GGUAAGUUUCUGCCUAUUUAUUUAAAACCCUAACAACAACCUCUCAACCUGAAAACCCAAACUUGAAACAAGAAUUCUCUCGUCUCGUCUCUCCUCCGCCAUCGCCCCGAAUAAUAGAUUCGAUUCCGAGUUCCGACCAAGGUUGUUAUAAACUGUGAAGCAUGGCACAAGAUAGCUGGAACAAAGAGACCGAGGAGACUGAAUGCUGCACGCCGGAAGGUCCGAUUCUGUGUGCCAAUAACUGUGGCUUUUUUGGGAGUGCAAUGACCAAUAAUUUGUGCUCCAAGUGCUACAGAGACUUCAUCAUGAUGCAACAGUCUGUUGCUGCUACACCUGUUAUAGGAGUUGAGAAGGCAGCUCCUACUGCUUCUUCUUCUGUGCAAUUGGAACCUAGUAUUGAAAAGUCUGAUAAGUUGGAUGGAGGCAAUCUCAUGAAUGUUUGCAAAGACCAAUUAGAGGAUGCUUGCAACAAGCAACCAGCAAAUCGCUGCUUUCUAUGCCGGAAAAAGAUUGGGUUGACUGGGUUUAAAUGCCGGUGUGGAGGCACAUUUUGCUCAGCUCACCGGUACUCUGAGACCCAUGAAUGUUCGUUUGACUACAAGAGCGCUGGUCGACAGUAUAUAGCCAAAGAAAAUCCUGUCGUGAAGGCAGAAAAGAUUCGGAAAAUUUAAGUUGAUGUCUGAAAUUGAAAUUAUUAGGAUCGAACGGAGGUCACUCCUAGUUUCUGAGGCAUAAGUUUGGUGUUAGUUCUCUGUUGAUCCCCGAGUCGAUGUCCUUUCCAGCGAAGCACUAGAAGUGAAGUCCUUUUCUUAUUUUUUUAUUGUAAUUAGUAGUGUCAAUGAAAUGCCUUGUAACCAUUCAUGUUUUGCUUAUCAAGUGCUAAAUACCAUUUCUUUCUAAUA
Messenger RNA from Phoenix dactylifera (date palm), 902 nucleotides. RefSeq names its product zinc finger A20 and AN1 domain-containing stress-associated protein 9-like. The record is from RefSeq and is a predicted model, not a curated record. Gene Ontology annotation, molecular function: DNA binding; zinc ion binding. Lineage: Eukaryota; Viridiplantae; Streptophyta; Magnoliopsida; Arecales; Arecaceae.